Messenger RNA from Paralichthys olivaceus (Japanese flounder), 1140 nucleotides. The record is from RefSeq and is a predicted model, not a curated record. NCBI's taxonomy places the organism in Eukaryota, Metazoa, Chordata, Actinopteri, Pleuronectiformes, Paralichthyidae.
UUAUCACCAGCACAUUCUAGGUCAUAUAUACAAUGUGCAUGUGAGCAUUAUACAAUGAAAGAAAGAAUGAAUGAAAUAAUAAAGGACAUAACCACAGUAACUCUCAGAGUAACAAACAGGAACACUUUGUCUUCCUCCUGCCUGUCAGCUCUCCUCCAAUCAGAGGGCGCGCUGCUCUGAACACGCCCCUCUCGUGCCGCAUCGGGCGCGUGCGGUGCGGUUUGAGCAACAUCUGCGGCGCGCGGGCGUUUUUCGUGCGUCUCGUGGGGAAAAGAUCAUCGAUGAAGGCGAUAAGAAGAUAAGAAGCUCGAUUCCUGACAGCGCUGUGUUUGGAAACAGACUGAGAGCGAAGAGGAGGAAGAGGAAGUAACCGCUCUCCUCGUGAGGAUGGGAGGGAAAUGAUCCUCACCUGUGUGGGUUAUUGUUUCACACACAGAGGAGGAGGAUGGAGGUGAAACAGAUGGAUGGAUGCAGAGACAGAGACGCAGAGUCCGGGGACGCUCCGGUCAUCAUCGUGGAGAACGAGGCGGAGAGCGUGCCGGUGCACGAGGACAAGUCCGCUUCGAUCGGUCACGAUCACCUGGACACGUGCCCCUCCUGCCACCUGAACUUCCACAGCCGCGAGCCCAAACUUCUGCCGUGUCUCCACUCCUUCUGCAGGAGGUGCUUGCCCGCACCCUCCAGGAGUCUGUCCGUGACGGAGCUGCCCAACUCCCUGACUGACAGCGCCACCAAACCACUGAACGUGAUCCGGUGUCCGGUGUGCAGGCAGGAGUGCAUGGAGGUGGAUGUGGUGGAAAACGUGUUUGUGAAGGACUCGGCUGAGUCUCCCAGCAGCACCGUGGAGAGGAGCACCCAGCUCUGUAUGACCUGCGAUGACAACACGGAAGCUGCCGGGUUUUGCGUGGACUGUGUUGAGUACCUCUGUGGCACGUGUGUGGAAGCCCACCAGAGGGUCAAAUUCACAAAGGACCACACCAUCAGACAGAAGGCAGAGGUAUCAUCAGAGGUCCAUGGAGUGUCGACACAGAGGCCGAUGUUCUGUGACAUCCACAAACAAGAGCCGCUGAAGCUGUUCUGUGAGACCUGUGACCAGCUGACCUGUCGUGACUGCCAGCUCGUGAAGCACAAGGACCACAA